CGAGGUGCUGCCGCCGCCCGCGCGCGGGACGCUCAAAACAGCCGCUUCCCCAACCAAAAGGCGCAAGAAAACUCGUCCCCGCCGCUCAAAAAUCUCCCGCCUCCCGCGGAUGGGAUGGCAUCCAGUUUCACAGACCACACGCCCACCCGCUCCGCCGCUCGCGCCCAAAAAUUUUCGUUCAGCCGGCUGCCUGCCCCCCACCACCACUUCCCUCCCGUUCCGAAACCCCGAUUAGCCGCCGACCCGCCGUCUCCCCACGUAUUUGACUGGUGCUAGAGCCAGCGCCCAGAUCAACCUUCCUGAGUCCAUCGGCACCGCAUCUGCCUCGCGAUCCGUCUCUCUCUCUGUCCCCUCACGGCCGUAGACCUUUUCGAGGGCGGUAUCGGAGGGAGGAGAGGGGGAGGCGAAGGCGGGAGUAGUAGAAACUAGGAAGGGCCGUUCGUGUCUUGCGGAGAAGAUGGAGAACCUGAGGAGGUUCCUGAACCCGCUGGUGCUCAACCUGCAGAAGAUGGAGCUGGAGCUCACCUGCCCCGUCUGCCUGAAGUUGCUCACCUCGCCCACAACGCUGCCGUGUUACCACACAUCCUGCAGCAAGUGUGCCCUUACACCGACUUCAAAAGGCUACAGCUGUGCCAUUUGCAAAUCAGGCUAUUGUUCUCAAGAUUUAAGGCCAGCUUCUCACCUUGAGUCGAUAGUGAGCAUUCAUAGGAGCCUCAGCUCUACCGUCAGCACCAUGAUUGAACAACAGGAUUCUCAAAUUAACAUUCAUGUUGCAAAGGCAGCAUCUCAUGGAACACCAGAAUCAGGAAACAGAAGUGGGGUGGAGGAGAAAUCUGACCAGAUGAAAUCUUACAACCCUGUUGCUUCAAAGCUAGUAUAUAACCAACCAACUGGACCUGCAUUUGGGAACAUUGAUAGUGUUCAAGCAAAAGAUCCUGCAUUUGAGAACAAUGCUGGUGCCGCAGCUGUUGCACCAAUGGCUUUUGUACGAAAGGGUCAUUCUGGGUCACAAUCUUCUGAUGGCCCUGGAGAUUUGGACUGUGACAGCAAUGACCUCGAAGGAGAACUGAUGACAAGCCUAUCACCUCUUCAAACUGCAUUGAAACGAGAGGCAAAUGCAAUGGAUGAUCAUACCAGAGAAUUGAAGAAGCAAAAAUCAAAUGAUCAAGUUCAAAGACAAACAAACAUGGCCAGUGCUUGGAAAUGUGAGUUCUGUCAUUCUUCCCAAGUUACUGAGUGUACUGGCCCUUUGUCACAUUAUUUGAAUGGGGAGCCAGUAGAAGCUGAUCAAGCUUGGAAAUCAAGUGUUCAGCAUGUCCAUGAGAAAUGCAUUGAAUGGGCUCCUCAAGCAUUCUUUACUGGUGACACCGCAAACAACUUGGGGCCUGAGUUGGCCCGUGCUUCUAAGAUCAAAUGCAGUGUUUGUGGCUUAAAAGGCGCAGCACUUGGCUGCCUUGUGAAGAGCUGCCGCAAAAGUUUUCAUGUCCCAUGUGCCUACAACAUCAAAGGCUGCAAAUGGGAUCAAGAGAACUUUGUUAUGCUGUGUCCUACACAUUCGUCAAAAAAGUUGCCUUGUGAGAGAUUAAAGCCAAAAAAGAAGGCCAAGCUGCAGCAACCAUCUUCCGACAUUGAUGGUCCGAUUUCACCCUCUCCGAUGCAAAGGGCUGAACUUUGGACUGCCUCACCUUUUCUGACUAGUGAAUGGGUGAUAUGUGGAUCUGCGCUCGUUGGCCAUGAGAAGGAAAUCUUGGAUCAGUUUGAGUGUCACACUGGCAUCACAGUAACCAACACCUGGAGUUCAGAUGUGACUCAUGUGAUUGCUAAUACGGAUGAACGUGGGGCAUGUGCACGGACACUCAAGGUCCUCAUGGCUAUUUUAGCUGGGAAGUGGGUUCUCAAUGUGAAUUGGCUGAAAGCCUGUAUGGAGGCUAGGGAACCAGUCCCAGAAGAGCCCUACGAGAUAAGGUGUGAUGUUCAUGGCUCUGUCGACGGCCCUCGCUCAGGAAGGCUCCGAGCGAUGCAGCAGGCACCAGGUCUGUUUGCUGGGUUGACCUUCUACUUCAGUGGCCAUUUCAUGCCGGGAUACAGGGCCAACCUCGAAGAUUUGAUCGCCGCAGCAGGGGGGUCCGUUCUGGAGAAGGCCGAGCUCUCUAGCACGUCCUUGAUCCUCUACAGCAUGGAGGCGCCGCCGCCCCACAACAACCUAGACGCCCUCGAGACCAUCAACAAGAGAUUAGCCGAGGCCCAGGAACUGGCGACCACGGCUGGCUGCAAAGCCAUUCCUCAUACAUGGCUUCUGGACUGUAUCGCGUCGUGCGCGGUUGAGUUGAACGUGUCGUGUUCUACUGCCUAGGUUCAAACGUAGGAAUGUGACAUCUGCUGCUGUUUUUUUUUGAAAAAGGAGAUUAAGAGACGAUUGGCUUGUUGUCUUGAUCCAAAGUAUCUUUAGACGUUGUAGCAUGAAAGCGGAAUUUAGUCGGAAUAAGCCUGUGUAUCUUAGUCAACGUUACUGUCGGUGAUGUCAUCCACAUGUUUCACCUACUGACAGGUGCAGUUUGUCUGAUUUUUUUCUUCUUGAUUUGUAUCUAAAAAAACAUAAAAGGAUGCACUCAGGUCAGGUUUACUCCACUUUUUCUUGAAUUGACGU
Molecule: messenger RNA, 2647 nt
Organism: Zea mays
Lineage: Eukaryota; Viridiplantae; Streptophyta; Magnoliopsida; Poales; Poaceae
Product: ATBRCA1
Exons: 14
Coding region: 458-2353 (631 amino acids)
Biological process (GO): positive regulation of transcription by RNA polymerase II; double-strand break repair via homologous recombination
Cellular component (GO): BRCA1-A complex; BRCA1-BARD1 complex
Molecular function (GO): metal ion binding; ubiquitin-protein transferase activity
Source: RefSeq, marked validated